AGUUCUGUGUUAGAAAUCGAACCGCCCCUAGCAUCGCUACCCUGAUCUUAACCCGCCCUGCUUAAAACCGGACGUGAUAGUAAAGUGAGACGUCGCCGAGCAAGCUGGCAAUGGAGUCAAAACCAGAGAUAUUUUGCCGUGUUUGUGGAGAUAAGGCUUCAGGCAAACACUACGGCGUUCCUUCCUGUGAUGGCUGCAGAGGGUUCUUCAAACGAAGCAUACGACGAAAUUUAGACUACGUUUGCAAAGAAAACGGCCAAUGUGUGGUGGACGUCAAUCGAAGAAAUCAAUGCCAAGCGUGUCGCUUCGCAAAAUGUCUCCGCGUGAAUAUGAAGAAAGAUGCUGUCCAACAUGAAAGAGCUCCGAGGCCCAUAAGCGAUCAACAGCAACUGGCACUGCAAAAACUCGGCUACAGUUUCUCGCAACUACCAUUCCCGAAUUCCCCUCUCGUUUCACCUUACACCCAUUUUCCUUACAUGCUACCCGAACAGCGAAUGCAAUUAGUAGGUUCAUUCCAAGAUUUCUCGAAACUUGACGGACUCUCGGAUAUGCCUCUAACUUCACAUGUCACGCCUCCAUUGACACCUGUACAUCCUUUUAAGUUACCGUUAUUCCCAGGGUCCUUCCACUACUCCAUUCCACAUCCCGAAUACUUAUCGAACAAUAUUUUCUAUCCUCCUGCUAUGACGGAAAGUCUACACACUUUGGAAUCAAUGCAGAAAGCAGCGCUGGGGACAUUUUACCACAGACCCGAUAAAACUGAUUUGAAUACAGAAAAAAUCAAAGAAGAUGAAGUGUCAAGUUCAGAGGAAGCAAGAAUGAAUGAAGAAAAUCCUAUUUCGGAAGGAAAUCAACUAAGCAGCGCACUAAAUUUCGAACGACAAGACAAAGGACAAUACGAUCAAAAUUUGGACACAGAGAAAAAAUUAACCACAUACGAGAAAACCGUAAGACAAGCAGAGAGUACAGUAAAAAGUUUCACUCCUUACGGACCUAUUUGUUCGUUCGAUAUAAACACGGAAGAUAUGUACGCACCGGCAGCAGAGCUCUUAGUUGCUACUGUCAAAUGGCUCCAUAGUAUAUCUCCGUUCAGACAAAUGUCCUUCAAGGAGCAGACAUGUCUUCUACUGAGUAAUUGGAAAGAGCUUUUUAUAUUAACAGCCGCUCAGAAUUCCUUCUCUUUUGAUGAAGAUCACAUAUCACCAACAAUGCUUGCAAAAAGGUCAAACAUUAAAGACGAAAUCAAGAAGAUAACAUUUUUGUUAAAGAAAAUAAUGCGAAGCCGUCCUGACAAGCUGGAUUACGAUUGUCUAAAAUCGGCACUUCUUUUUCGAGCAGAUUGCUUUAUACCUAAUGCCGAAUCUCUUCAGGAUCAAGCUCUGACCCAUCUUCAGAAGCACUGUUCAAGCAAAGACAGUUUUCGUCUUGGAAAACUAAUGAUAUUGCUACCCAAUAUAUGUUUACUUGCGAACGAGAACUUCUUAGAUUAUCUUCUUUUUUCUUCUACCUCAAGCCGAGAUAUUAAGACAGUGCUUAUUCGCAUUUUGACAUAUACAGCAAUAUGAAUCAAUUUUGUUUUGAUAUGUUGUGUAGAAUUUGUUAAGAUCACCACUAGGUAUAUGCUGGAGACGGCAAAAAUCAAAAUUAUUUUAAACGUGUAGGUACUUUUAAUAUCAUUAGUUGGUUAAUUAGCCAAUUUCUUAAAUUUUUAAUGAUAAUCAAUACAGAUUAUAGUACGAUAUCCGGCUGCAGGAUUAGUGCGCUCAUCGGUUAUUUGCUAAAAACCAAAUUUUUAUGUAUAUUUAUAAUUAGGAGAAUGUAUAUAUAUAUUGUUAUUUAAAUAAAAUAUAUUUAAAAUCUUUAUGUAAAUUGCCGUGAUGUAGACGAUAUUUUAUUUAAAUAACAAGUGAACGAAAUUUUUUCCCAAAAAUUUAUUCAAAAUAAUUUCAUUAAAAAUACUAGCGACCUUGAUUAGCCUACGAACUUUUCAGGGCACUAUUAUACUUCGAUGAAAAUCUCAAAAUCAGUCUUAGGGUAAAACAGGCAAAAACAUUAUUUACGAACAUGUUAUGUAACGAUUCGAUUAAUCUGUGAACAUUUUUUGACGUAUGUGACGUAUAAAAUGAACAUUUUUAUGGAUUUUUUUGAUAAAUUUAUGAUUAUUUACAAGUAAUUAACCAUAACAAUUUUUAAAUAACACUUUAUUUUCCAUACUGUCAAAUAGCCUGUAAUAUACCUCUAAUAUCAACGAAUUCGUAGGUUUCAUUAAUAGGCCGGGAGAUAGUGACACAAAAUAGUGGGUCAUUUGUACCAGUAUGGCGGUUCUUCAGGAGUCUUACGCAAUGAAAAAAAGAAAAAUGAGGGUCAUAGCGCUGUUACCGGCGGCCCAAUCGCGUGGGCGUUAUUAUAUAUAAUGAUCCACUAUUUUGUGUCACUAUCUCACGGCCUAUAAAGAAUGUUAGCUUAAUAACAUAACGCAUCAUGUUAAGGCAAAAUAAAUAUAGGUACGCGCAAAGUAAUUUUUAAAUUUCCCAUAUAUUAAAGGGUCUUGAUGUUAUAUAUUGACCAAUGAGAAUGAAUGGUAUACGUUUCCUUAUGCAAAAAUAUAUUAGGGUUUAUAAUAAUACAGUACUACACGAACAAUAUCUCUUUCUUCUGUCAGUAGCUCACGUCUUCUCGUCGUGGUCAGCAAGGAAACAUCUGGAGGGAACUAUCUGUUUCUCGUCCCGCGCCUCUCUUGUUACAGUGUACAGUUUUGAGGACGACGUUCCACUUAAUCGGUCCAUCUGUUUGUAGAUCUUUUGCCUUCUGUGUUACGCAUAACGAUGUCUUUUGAACACUGUUGAAUGUCAAAUAUAAAUACUUC
Pieris napi is the source of this 2866-nucleotide messenger RNA. Its product is annotated as nuclear receptor subfamily 2 group C member 2-like. Gene Ontology annotation, biological process: cell differentiation; regulation of transcription by RNA polymerase II; anatomical structure development. Gene Ontology annotation, molecular function: nuclear receptor activity; RNA polymerase II cis-regulatory region sequence-specific DNA binding; zinc ion binding. Bases 111 to 1565 code for a protein of 484 amino acids. The transcript is spliced from 8 exons. The record is from RefSeq and is a predicted model, not a curated record. Lineage: Eukaryota; Metazoa; Arthropoda; Insecta; Lepidoptera; Pieridae.